Marmota monax (woodchuck) is the source of this 1821-nucleotide messenger RNA. RefSeq names its product dynein light chain Tctex-type family member 5 (gene Dynlt5). Bases 17 to 433 code for a protein of 138 amino acids. Gene Ontology annotation, cellular component: cytoplasmic dynein complex; cytoplasm. Gene Ontology annotation, molecular function: dynein intermediate chain binding. NCBI's taxonomy places the organism in Eukaryota, Metazoa, Chordata, Mammalia, Rodentia, Sciuridae. Gene Ontology annotation, biological process: microtubule-based movement. The record is from RefSeq and is a predicted model, not a curated record. The transcript has 3 exons.
CCUUGCUUUUAGCUCUAUGAGUACCGUGUCUUAUAUGGAUGAACCAGGCCAACGUGACGAGGUCUCUCGCCUUGCAGUCCAGAUGGAGAACACCUAUCAGUUGGGUCCUACCAAACAUUUUCCUGUGGUCACUGUUAAUCAUAUCUUGCAAGAUGUGUUGACUGACUAUCUGCAAAAAGAAGAGUAUGAACCAGAGUUCUGCAGACAGAUAACUAAAACAAUUUCAGAGGUUAUUAAAGCCCGGGUCAAGGAAUUGAUGAUUCCACGGUACAAACUAAUUGUAAUGAUUCACAUUGGACAACUGAAUGGUCAGAGCAUACUUAUUGGAAGCAGAUGCCUCUGGGAUCCUAAAAGUGAUACAGUUUCAUCCUAUGUUUUCAGAAAUUCUUCUCUCUUUGCUCUUGCAAAUGUCUAUGCAGUUUACUUUGAGUGAUUGAAAAUGAGAAAUGUUGAUUUUUCUUUUCAAAUCAUGAAAUGGGCUGUAUCUGUGCACACACAAAGUGUUACUGUCAAAAAAUUUUAAGACUAACACUUCAAACAACUGGAAGCUUUUGAACCUUUUCACAUUGUAAGGAUCAGGGUCAGGGAGGGUGUAUGAGAGAGUCUUGUUUAUCCACAGCAGGAACUAAGUCUUGGUUCUGUUGGAUUGUUUUUCAUAAACACAGAUUCUUAUUAAAAAAAACUUUGGAUAGUAACUAUUUUAAUUAUCCUUUAGCUAGAAAGUUAGAAUUUCCUGCAAUCCUUUUUGAUGAAGAGAAUUUUUGGCAAUAUAUGACUAUAUAUCCUGGCCAACAGAAGAUAGUGGAAUAGUCAACAUGGUGUACACAAAUGAUAAAUGUUAAUAUGCCUCAGUGCUGCAUUAUAAAGGAAUACUGGUUUUCAUUUUGCACUUAAUAAAUUGAGCAGCAUUCAUUAACUGCAAUUAUUGUUACAUGUACCUGACAGUUGAAACUGCUGAGGUAGAAUUAAUGACUUCAUAACAAUUACCAUGGUCCCAUGGGGCCUCAAGCUAAAACUAGAAGCUCUUGUGGGCUGUAUGCACUUUACAAAAUUGUGGAAGGACCGUACAUUGGCUCUCCGAUAAUGGAAACUAUAACUGAACAAAGGCUUUUUAGGACACUGAAGUAAACAUUAUAUUAAAUAUACAUGAUGCUUAAUAGUAAAUGUAUCUGUAACACAUAAAAUCACAUAUUAGAAAGAGACACUACUUUUAAAUAUGCACUGCCUGAUGUGUCUCUGAAUAGGUUCUCCCCCCACUCAUGAAAUUUUACACAAAAUGUAUAGCUGGCAGCUUAACAAAUAAAACAUGUAUACUUACCAUUUUGUUCCUCUGAAUUUAAUACUAAAGUGACCCAGUGUGGUUUUGAAUGGAUGGGCAUUAAAAUUUACAGGGCUGAAAUAGCUUAUUAUUCUGCUAGUUAAUGUAUCUUAUACCAUGGAUCAUUUAUUUUUAUGGAGCUUUCAGGCCUUUGUGUGCAUGUAAAACGAUGCUGUGUUGUUCCUGGAUGGUAAGUCGACUGCCUAGAGGACGUUCGUUAAAGGUCAAAGACAAAUCGUUCACAUAUGGAGAAAAUUAGCAAUGUUAUAGUCCCAAGGAAAAAAUGAUGUGUAAUUCAUAUCAAAAAGAACUUAACAAAUGGAAAAACCAGUCAUUGCUUUGUACUUUUAAAUGUUUGGGUGUCUUACUCUUCCCUAAAAUGUAGUAAAAAAUGCCUGCCUUUUAAAUCCCUUUCCUUCUCCUUUUUCUGGCUUACCAAACGACUUUUCAAAGUGAAUUUGUCAAUUUUCAGGGUUUUUUCAAAAAAAUUUUUUGGCUGUUGA